ACUCAUGGAUCACAGAAGAUUCUUACUUUUCACCAAAACACAUUUUCAGCUGUGACGACCGCUGUUGAGAACAGUAAAGUGACUCAUAAGAAGAAAUGUGAAGCAGCGUUGGCUGCCGGGAAGCCCCCUCCACGUUUCGAUUUCUUGUGGACCGAAAACUUGGCGAGAGCUUUACGAAGCCAAAUGGAUCUUUACUGGUCAGUACUGUUGAGCUCCGACACCUACGCUAAAGCCGCUGAUGGCAUUGUCACAAUCUUCAGUAAAGAAAUUCUUCCUUAUUUCAAAGGAGAAAUCAAAUUGAGUCGUUUGCUUGUGGAAUACACUCGACGUAAUCCAGACAAGGCUUUCAUACUGGCUUGCCCAAGUGUUCAGAAACUUAUGAAAGACGAAGGAGUCGAUUUAAACAAGUAUGCUUGA
Cooperia oncophora is the source of this 417-nucleotide messenger RNA. The record is from the annotation of a GenBank genome assembly. Lineage: Eukaryota; Metazoa; Nematoda; Chromadorea; Rhabditida; Trichostrongylidae.